GUCAUAAUGAAAUUAAUAUUAUUAUUGGUUUCUGUUAAAUAAAAUAGUUCUUCUGUCUGCUCUCUUUUUCUGCCCCUUUCUUUCAAAACCCUAAUCCCGUCGAUUCAGUCUGGGCCUCGAAACAUCUAUCCCGUCUUUCGUCUCUCUUCUUCCCCAUUUUCCCUCCCUGCUAACCUCUUUUUGUCCAAAAUCAAUCCGUCUGCUCUCACCUGCCAUCUCUCGCGCGCUUCGAUUGCCCUUCUCCGAUCGCUUUCGCCGCCGCCGCCGCCGCCGUGGUUGCAACAUCGAUCACUCCGUCUCGUCCUCUCUCCCCUCCAAUCUUUCUUCCAGGUUGGCAUCCCUCCUUUCUCUCUCCUGUAUCUUUCUACCGUGAUUUUGAAUUCCGUAUUCAUUCUGGGUGAAUUCCUCGACGAGCUGGCACAAUUGCAAUUCGAUUGUUUCAGUCGGCUCGGGACUCGGAGUUGGGGGAUGAAUCCGUGGCGUGUAGUUUUAGUAGGGAUCUCCUUGGUUGUCAAUCGUCGCUGAUGUUGAGAAUGGCGUGAUUCUAUUUUGUUAAUCCCUAAUUCCGCCCAAUUACUGAUCAAUUGUGAUGGAAAAUCCCAUCCCCCGCCGGUGCUUUGGCUUUGAUCUUUUUCUGUCUUCAAUUUUGUUGUAAUCAAUCCCCACGUCUUGUGCUACGGGAUCAGCUGUCAAACUGGAUUAUGGACUCUCUUGGCUGUUCGUAGGGGUGGAUGGAGAAUCUUGAUUUCACUAUUCCGGCAAUAACUUCUGAUGAGUUCUGAUAAGGGUGGAUGAGUCUGAAUAGUAGUAGUCUACACUGUACUAUGAGGAAGUGAAACGGAGUUUGUAAACGUUUGGACUUGAGUUUGCUGGCCUGGUUGCGCGGUUAAUAAUUGUUCUUUCCAACCCCUAGCUGUUGUGCUUCAUUUCUUAGUUGGAAUGCAAAAUGUAGCACUUUCUUCCUUCUCAUUGGUGAUGUUGGCCCUAAGUUUGGAGUGGGUUCGAUGUUUUGAUCGCCCCAUCACCACUAUGCAAUCCCUUGGAGUUGUUUAUUCUUGAGAUAUUCUGUGGGUUUGUAGAAUACUUUUGGUCUAAUAGGGUUGAUCAGCAAUGGCUUUGUGGUGGAUAUAUUCAAGCCGAAAUGGAGAAGUGCACCUCUUGGAUAUGAUAUGAUAUGAUAUGAUAUGAUAUGAUAUGAUAUGAUAUGAUAUGAUAUGAUGCUUGCUUUCAUGCGAUCUAUCUUAUGAGAGUUUAUUCUAUGAGGAGGGAGCAUCUGGUCAAAGCUUGGAAUUGUUACCUUAAUUGCGGAAGAUGUUUGAGUAGCAAUCCUCCUGUUACUUGCAUAAGAUGUGGUCUUAUUAAUGGCUGUGUUGGGAUUGUUAUCUCAUGUGGUUCUUCUAGCUUUCGAUGAAAUUCCCACAAUGGUUCGAAUAGAUACUUGCUGGCUAUAUCUUUUGACACAGAAAUUAAGAAAACUGAUUGAAGACAGCUGACAGUUGUUUCUAUGGCUUGAAAUUCCCACAUUGGUUCGAAAGAUGCAACGUUAUUGUUGUUGGAUUUCUUUGAGACGUCUGAAACAGGGUAAAUGCAAGAGUGUGGGGCCUGCAAUUCCUUCUUGUGUGGGCUACAUCCGCUACAAGUAUAAGAGUGACAAAACCAUAACGGAAUGAACUUGCCCACAUGGAUAUAGGAAGAAAGAUAGUUGUCUGACCGGUUUUGAACUCUAUAAAGAAUCCCAUUCUCUGUGGGGGAAUAAUUGUGCGUUAGCUAUUGUCCUACCACAGCUGCUUGUCUUUGAUUUUGUUCCGACUUAUACGUGCAGACAACAAACUGUUGUUUUGCACCUUUUCUCAAGUUACUGCCAUUAUGGACUCUGUCUAUAUUAAGAUUCGUCCUUUUGUUUGUUACUCAAAUAAUGAGCAUACUUCCUAGUGUGAGUCUGACCAGAAAAUGUUGUCUUGUUGUCUUAAAAACUUACAGGAGCCAGUCUCUACUUCGAGGUAGUGAUGUCUCCGGCAUCAAGAGCCAAGAACAAGGACAAGAAGUCUGGCAAAGAACCACAGAAGGCAUUAUCAAAGCCUCCAUCAGGCACUGUUAAUGGAGGUAGCAGUAGUAGCAUCCCAGCCAGUGCAUACAAUCCACUGUCUGGAACAUUCCAUACCCUUGAAACAGUGCCAACAUCUGCCGCCUCUCCCAUACACAACAAUGGCAGAUUCCGCAACAUAGAUGAGACAGAUGAUCAGUUUGGUGGAGCUGGUGGUGUGGAAUAUGAUUCUGUCUCAAACAAUGGAAGCUGGUCUGGUGAUUCAGAAGAUCACCACAAGGAGAAGACCUCCAACACGCCAGCACGCCAGGAAGCAACAAUUCCGGGUGUUGCUGACAAUGACAAGAGAGAGAAAAUCCGUCAGAAGAAUGAGAGGAAGCAUCAGCGCCAGAAGGAAAGGCGAGCACAGGAAUUGCAUGAGCGGUGCAGCGGCUAUCUGAUGUCAAGGAAGCUCGAAGCACUUGCUCAGCAGCUCGUUGCCAUGGGAUUCUCACACGAAAGAGCUACCAUGGCUCUAAUACUUAAUGAAGGUAAAGUAGAGGAAUCUGUGUCGUGGCUGUUUGAAAGUGGUGAAGAUACAGAUGAUAAACACAGAGAUCAGAAUCUCGGUGGCGGUGGGAAUCUGAAAAUUGAUAUAUCGGAUGAGCUUGCUCGGAUUGCUGAUUUAGAAGUGAGAUACAAGUGCACAAAGCAAGAGGUUGAAAGGGCAGUAGUUGGUUCUGAAGGUGACCUUGAUAAAGCUGCAGAGAGUUUGAGGAGGAUGAAGCUUGAUCCUCCUCCUGCACCUCCAAAGCCUGAAGAAACUGGUGAUCCCCCAACAAUGGUUAACGGUGGGAAGGGGGUUCCAGUAUCUGUCAGUCAUCAGAAUGUUAUGAGACCUCAAGUAAGACCAAAUCAUAGUCAACCUUCUGUGGCUAUACAACAGAGACGAGAUGAUAAUAGAGACUUCAACUACAUGAAAGCUGCUGUUCCUCCUGCCUUGGCAGGAGGAGGAUCUCCUGAACCUGGGAUGGUGAAGAACUUACAGCAGCCUUUGAACAGAAUACAACCGACAAAGUUGGUCUCUGGUGUGAUGGUAUUAGAGAAAAGGUGGACUGGUGUGCCAACAUCUAAUAAUAUUCCAUCUGUUUCUUACUCUCUGUCGUCUCCUUUGCAAGUUUCACCACAACCACCCAAGGCAGAUACCAGCAGGUAUGCAUCAUCAUCAUCUGUUGGGAGUGAAUAUAAUAACAAGAACUUUCUCCCUGGUGGAACUACUGUUAGAGAACCUGUAAUCAUGAUGCAGCGACCCCAAACUACUGUAAAUACGAAACAACUUCCAGCAGUUACAAGCAUGAGCUCAUCGCCUCCACCUGGGUCUGCUGGCCUCAGUUGGUACCCUCCAAACGGCAUUGAUAUGAUGAAGCCCGGCAACGGAUUUGUUCCCCAGAUUCCAAGCAGCCUAAGCCCAAACCACCUAACUUCUUCUAGUCAGAUGUUCCACAACCAUCAUCUUCCGUAUCAGCAGCAGCAGCAGCAUUUUAUUCCUGGAAGCAGUCCCCUAGAGACAAGCAGAGGAGGGAAUGGGUUAUGGAGUAACAGACCAGGGUCAGCGUCAACCCUUGCUGCUGCUUCUAACCUUGGCCUCUUCUCUGGCUUCGGCUCGACUGUUUCGUCGGGGGCCUCCUCACCGGUGGAUUGGACCACUGCAAGCUCAAUGGCACAGUUAGACUACACGAACAUAGACUGGAGUUUGGAUCGGAGUUUGUCUUCUCCAAGGCCUAAUGCUACAUUCUGUCUAGGGCAAGGGUCGAUAAAGAAUGGUGCCACCCAGGGUUAUGACCCUACAGGGUCAGGGUUGGGUGCAAAGCUUGCGAUGAGAGCAGCUCCAAGUAUGAAUGGUGUAGGUGGCUUUGCAGGGCUGCAGGAUGGUGGCGGGGUGGCUAACCCGGAAACGUCGGCUGGCGGUUCGCAUGAGUGGACGUCUCCAUUUGAGGGGAAAGAUCUGUUUAGCUUACCCAGACAGUUUGUUUCUUCUCCUUCACUGUAGUAGGGUGGUUUGGGGGAGGCCUUGAAUAAAAAUGAAAAAGGAAAAAAAAAGAGGAGGAAAGAAGGACAAGAAAAAUGUGUUUGAAUUUUAUGGUUGCUGUUGGGUUGUCUGCUUUUCUGUCGAUUUGUUGAAUAUCCUUAGUGAAGAUAAGUGGCAUCUCAACGAGUUAUAUUUUCUUGAAUUCUGCCGUUCCCUUUGGAUUUACAGUUCCUGAGAGGUUAGAGAGGAAGCAUGUUGUGUGAUUGAUGAACUUUGAAUCAGUAAGGUUACGAGUCGAAAGCGAGUACCCUCGUGAACCCGCACCAUCUUCCAAACUAGCAGGGAGGGUCAAUGCAAAAUUUCCAUGGUUCACUGAGCAGAAAUGGUUUCAACUCUCAAUUGAGCUUAAAGACCUUAGUAAAUUAAUACAGUAAUC
Molecule: messenger RNA, 4488 nt
Organism: Linum trigynum
Lineage: Eukaryota; Viridiplantae; Streptophyta; Magnoliopsida; Malpighiales; Linaceae
Source: the annotation of a GenBank genome assembly